CUCUUGGUCACCUGGCAGGAACCGGAAGCCGGGGUUAUAAAGUAAAAGAAGCGGCGUCUGUCCUGGGCUUUCGUCUCGGGUCCGCUCCGCCGCAAUUUCAAGCCCAAACUCAAGGCUGUCCCCUGGCCGAGCUUCGCCUUCGCCAUGGCGCUCAGCGAUGCAGACGUACAGAAGCAGAUUAAGCACAUGAUGGCUUUCAUCGAACAAGAAGCCAACGAGAAAGCGGAAGAAAUAGAUGCGAAGGCAGAAGAAGAGUUCAACAUUGAGAAGGGCCGCCUGGUGCAGACGCAGAGACUCAAGAUCAUGGAGUACUACGAGAAGAAAGAGAAGCAGAUUGAGCAGCAGAAGAAAAUUCAAAUGUCCAAUUUGAUGAAUCAGGCAAGGCUGAAAGUCCUCAGAGCAAGAGAUGACCUCAUCACUGAUCUGCUAAGCGAGGCAAAGCAGAGACUCAGCAAGGUGGUAAAAGACACAACCCGGUACCAAGUGCUGCUGGAUGGGCUGGUCCUCCAGGGCUUGUACCAGCUGUUGGAGCCUCGGAUGAUUGUGCGCUGCAGAAAACAAGAUUUCCCCUUGGUGAAGGCUGCAGUACAAAAAGCAAUUCCUAUGUAUAAAAUUGCCACCAAAAAAGAUGUUGAUGUCCAAAUUGACCAGGAGGCCUAUCUGCCUGAGGACAUAGCUGGUGGAGUUGAAGUCUAUAAUGGAGAUCGCAAGAUAAAGGUUUCCAACACUCUGGAGAGCCGGCUGGACCUCAUCGCUCAGCAGAUGAUGCCCGAAGUCCGAGGGGCCUUGUUUGGUGCGAAUGCCAACAGGAAGUUUCUGGACUGAGCCUGGGGAGGUGCAGAUACCCGUGUGGCUUUCUCUUUCUGUUGUAAUCAGUGGACACCCUCUGCAGCUAAUGCCCUUGGCCCAGUGUCAACAGAAGGGCUACUUGGUGUGGGCAAGGCCGCAGCCCCAGCCCAUCUGACGCACUGAUUCGGUGGCAGGACGUGAGGGGUCAGAUGGCGCUGUUGCCCUCACCACGAACCCACCUUUCCUGCUCCUGUCUAGUCUAGAGUGCGCUGUGCACGCUGUCCCUGUUCUGUGCGUGUAAAGUGCAUGUGGCCUUGCGUUCUUCCAGCAGUACUAGCUUCACGGUUAUUAUUUAGGUCUAGUUUUCCUUUUCUGUAAAUGUGAUUUAAAAUCUAAGCCACAAGUAUUCUUUAUUUAUUAAAACAAAAGUUUAUGUGGA
Messenger RNA from Acomys russatus (golden spiny mouse), 1228 nucleotides. RefSeq names its product ATPase H+ transporting V1 subunit E1 (gene Atp6v1e1). The record is from RefSeq and is a predicted model, not a curated record. Gene Ontology annotation, molecular function: proton-transporting ATPase activity, rotational mechanism. The coding region runs from base 145 to 825 and encodes 226 amino acids. Gene Ontology annotation, cellular component: proton-transporting two-sector ATPase complex, catalytic domain. Gene Ontology annotation, biological process: proton transmembrane transport. NCBI's taxonomy places the organism in Eukaryota, Metazoa, Chordata, Mammalia, Rodentia, Muridae. The transcript has 9 exons.